UUUCGGGUAAAACCCAUUUAUGCGAGAUUCUAUCAUAUCUCUCUCUACAAACAUCUUCCUCAAUCUCCUUCACCACGUCGUCCCAAUUCCUCAUCAACCCAUUCCAGUCCUCCACCUUGACGGCUGAGAUCCUCUUCACAAGUGUGCGGACUAUGUAGGAGCGGUAGGCGGACGGCAUCUUCACAGCGUCGGAGAGAAUGGAGGAUUUGUAGCCCGUGGAUUGGAUAGAAGCAAUUUGUGAAGGGUUUGGAUUUGAGCUUGUAUUGCAAUCAUCGGAGAAGAAGAGGCGCGUGUGCGCGUGUACAAAGCGUUAGAUCUACUCCCGUGAGCGCGUGACAGCGAGUGGUCGUAGAAGUUCAUUCCGGCGGUGGUAGUCUGUGCUCGAAGUUCAGUCCGACGGAGAUGGUGGCGAUGGUGGCCUGCGAAUACGUCUCUCUCUCGAUUAGGGACUGCUAUUUGGGAUAUGAAGCUCCAAAAUUGAGGAAGCUUGCUGACAAAGUUGGAGCUGCUGGAUUCUAUGUGGUGGUUCCUGACUUCUUAUAUGGAGAUCCCUAUGUACCUGAUAAUGCUGAAAGGCCUAUACCGGUUUGGAUAAAAGAUCACGGACCGGAUAAAGGAUUUGAAGAUGCAAAACAAGUAAUUUCUGCUCUAAAAAGUAAAGGUGUAUCCAAAAUUGGAGCUGCAGGCUUUUGUUGGGGCGCCAAGGUUGUCGUGGAGCUAGCAAAGUGUGCCUAUAUCCAAGCUGCAGUGAUGUUACAUCCUUCAUUUGUCACUUCAGAUGAUAUCCAGAGGGUUAAGGUUCCAAUUUCCAUACUGGGAGCUGAAAUUGACAAACUGUCUCCACCAGAGCUCUUGAAAAAGUUUGACGGGGCCCUAAAUGCUAUGUCUGAGGUUGAUCACUUUGUGAAGAUAUUUCCGGGAGUUGCACAUGGCUGGACCGUGAGGUGCAAGGAUGAAGAUGAAGCAGCUGUGAAGUCUGCAGAAGAGGCUCACCGGGAUAUGUUGAAUUGGUUUGAUAAGUAUCUAAAGUAAGAAACAUUGUUAGGUCAUAUGAAUACUUUUCUGAGGUGUAAUAACUCGGCUGCCGCGGUUAAAUUAUGCAGCAGUUAUAUGUAGUAACUUGAUUGUACUCCCUCCUCGAUGGAUUGUUUGGUUUAAAGAUGUUUAAUAUGUAGUAA
This is a messenger RNA of Cornus florida, 1178 nucleotides long. RefSeq names its product endo-1,3;1,4-beta-D-glucanase-like. The transcript has 7 exons. Gene Ontology annotation, molecular function: hydrolase activity. NCBI's taxonomy places the organism in Eukaryota, Viridiplantae, Streptophyta, Magnoliopsida, Cornales, Cornaceae. The record is from RefSeq and is a predicted model, not a curated record. The coding region runs from base 403 to 1032 and encodes 209 amino acids.